AUGGUGUUUGUACCCUUCACUGGUAUAGACAAUCAUCACUGCAAUGUUACAUUUGGUGCAGCAUUAUUGGCGUCGGAAACUGCUGAUACGUAUAUUUGGUUGUUAAGAGUUUUUCUAAAAUCUAUUGGUUCUCAACCAAAAGUUGUGGUCACUAACCAAGAUCCAGUGAUGAAGAAGGCUAUUUCUGUUGUAUUUGUUGACACGAAGCCUCGGUUAUCCAUGUGGCAUGUGAUGCAUAAACUUUCUCUUAAGGUUGGUGUUAGGCUAUGCAAUUCCACCAAUUUUAAAGAACGUAUUUGUGGUGUUGUGUGGACGGAUAUUCUCACACCUGAAGAGGAAUCUUGGAUCCCUGCAUACUAUAGAAUGGAGCAUAUGUCUGGUCUUAUGCGAACGACAUCCAGGUCGGAGAGUGAGAAUCAUUUUUUUGGUCAAGUGUGCAAUUCGAAAGCUACUCUUGUUGAGUUCGUGACGCAUUACGAGACUGCAAUAGAAGCACAACGUCACACACAUCCUGAGCUUAUUGGAGUUGCGGAUUGCAUAAAUCAACGUUACGAAGAUCAGCCUGAUGGGUUUGUUAAGUUUUACGUAGAUGACUUCCAACAGCCCUACAAACAUUCUAUGUAUGGCGUUAUAGAUAUAUUGUUUUUGGCGUUUUUUAGGGAAUUUCCAAAACAAUACAUUCUGAAUAGAUGGCGCAAAGAGGCUUCCCCAAACUGCUCUCCUGAAUUCUCAAUUAGUCGUGAAUAUAUGACCGAGCUUGAUCCUGCUGAGCUAUCCUUAUACAAGGAUCAUGUUCAAUCUUAUAUGAAGAAGGUUCAAGAUAUGCAGAUUGUUGCUCCUCCCGCUAGUUCUAGGGAUAGAUUUGCCGAGAUAACCGAUCAAUAUAAAAACGACAAGAAUCCGAUAAGAGUCCCUGUAGGUUAUAAAUCCAAAGGUUCUGGUUCUCGGAAGCGCCUGAAAUCUAAAGAGGAGAUAGCAAUCGACAAAAAGAAAUCAAAGUCGAAACCCGGGGCCAAAGAAAGACAGUGUCCGAACUGCAAAGCCUAUGGACACUACGCAUCGACAUGCAAACAGGCCGUAAUUAAAAGAAAAUCGACAAGGUCUUCGAGAGCCGGUGAAGAGUAG
Helianthus annuus (common sunflower) is the source of this 1125-nucleotide messenger RNA. Its product is annotated as protein FAR-RED IMPAIRED RESPONSE 1-like. Gene Ontology annotation, molecular function: zinc ion binding; nucleic acid binding. Bases 1 to 1125 code for a protein of 374 amino acids. Gene Ontology annotation, biological process: regulation of DNA-templated transcription. The record is from RefSeq and is a predicted model, not a curated record. NCBI's taxonomy places the organism in Eukaryota, Viridiplantae, Streptophyta, Magnoliopsida, Asterales, Asteraceae. The transcript has 7 exons.